Messenger RNA from Carica papaya (papaya), 2378 nucleotides. RefSeq names its product glycosyltransferase family protein (DUF23). Gene Ontology annotation, molecular function: glycosyltransferase activity. The record is from RefSeq and is a predicted model, not a curated record. Lineage: Eukaryota; Viridiplantae; Streptophyta; Magnoliopsida; Brassicales; Caricaceae. Gene Ontology annotation, cellular component: cytoplasm.
UCAGCUUCUAAUUAACUUCCAAAUACCGAGUAAAUACACUCCAUCAUCAACCACAAUCACCGGCAACGCCAUUCCUUUUAAGCUCAGUCCUUUUACGGCAGCCACAAACGCCUACUCCAUUUCCACUGCCAGUCCACCAUUUUCCAUAUAACACGACCGAAUUGUAAUACAAAACCAACAAUCAGAUUAUCCGACCACCGGCAAUUCUCGCUGCUAGAUCUGCACAUCCUCAUAUUAUUCAAUCCCCACUCAAAGCCUCACCCAGAUCCAGAAAAACUCCUUAAAUCUUCUUUCUUCUACUUUCACCGUCGAAACUGACCGGAGGAGAGACAUGGAUUCUGAGCAACGGCGGAAAAGAAAGAGAAACUACAGACCAUACUCGCGAGCACAGUACUUGUCAGUAAGGUCUCUAGUCUUGUGCUUGUCCUUCUUCGUGUUUCUCUUAUUCUUGUCGUCGUCGGAUCGGUUUUCAAUUCCAAUUCGAACGGUGUCGUUCAAGCCGGUUAUUAGAGUGCCGGCUUUAUCCGUUUUGUCCUUAUCUUCGCUUGAAGAUUCUUUGCGUGAGGGAUUGUCACCUUUGAGAAUACAAGAUCGGGUACAGUUCCCUGAUCAUUUGUUAUUGGUUGUAUCGGGUAAAAUUAACCAAAAUGAAAAGGUGGAUUGCCUUUAUUACAGAAUUCUAACUACUGGAGAUAAGAGAAAAGAUGUUGUAAUCAAACCACUAAUUUCAGUCGAUAGUUACGAUGGAGUUAGGUCCUUAGCUAGAUGCCCUGUUGCGCCCAUGAAUUACUCGGCUGCUGUUGAACUGCGGAGGCAUGGCGAUUUUAGAGAUUAUAUGUUGCCUUCGCGGCAUAACCUCAGUGUUCAUUCAUGGGAGAAGCUGGUUUAUGCUGCGGUGUUGGAUGGGGACACUGCGGUUGUGUUUGUCAAAGGUUUGAAUCUUCGGCCGCAUAAAGAAUCUAAUCCCUCCUAUUUCCGGUGUCAGUUUGGUUUAGGGAAUUGGGAGAAAGAUGAAGGAUUUACCUUCAUGACUCCAGCUGUUAGUGCUGCACAAGAAGUUGUUAGGUGUCAAUUGCCAAGGAGUAUAAGCAAAAACCCAGACAAGGCUCAGGGGAUUCGAGUAACGGUAGUUCAUAGCAACGUCCCUGAAAGAGCUCCAUUCGAUCAUGAGCCAAUGCCUUCUGUUUCUAAAUCUUACAAUUCCAGGUCUUAUUGGCAGAGGAGAACACAGAGAAGAUACAGAGAGCAGGUACCUAUGCCUACUGUGGCUAGAAUUUACAAUUCCAAGUCAUUUGAGAAGAAGAGGAAUAAUGGGAAGUACGAGCUCUGUGUGUGUACAAUGUUGUGGAACCAGGCAUCUUCUCUUAAAGAAUGGAUAAUAUAUCAUGCUUGGCUUGGGGUUGAACGCUGGUUCAUCUAUGAUAACAAUAGCGAUGAUGGGAUUCAGGAAGUUGUUGAAGAACUUGAAAUGCAAAACUAUAAUGUUAGCAGGCAUAGCUGGCCCUGGAUUAAAACUCAAGAAGCUGGAUUUUCACAUUGUGCUUUGAGGGCAAGAAAUGAGUGCAAGUGGGUAGGAUUCUUUGAUGUUGAUGAGUUCUUCUACUUCCCUCAUGACCACUGGCCUGGUUUGCUUGGCCAAAAUUCGCUGAGGACUCUGGUUGCAAAUUUCUCAUCUUCAAGGACAAUUGCAGAGAUUAGAACAGCUUGUCACAGCUUUGGCCCAUCUGGGUUGAGCUCACCACCCUCAAAAGGAGUAACUGUUGGCUACACUUGCCGGCUUCAGAGUCCUGAAAGGCACAAGUCAAUUGUGCGCCCGGAUUUGCUAAACGAUACCCUUCUCAAUGUGGUGCACCACUUUCAGCUGAGGGAGGGAUUUGAGUACCUAAACGUGCCUGAAAGCAUAAGUAUUAUAAACCACUACAAGUAUCAGGUCUGGGAGGCAUUUAGAGCAAAGUUUUAUAGAAGAGUUGCUACUUAUGUUGUUGACUGGCAAGAACACCAAAACCAAGGAUCAAAAGACAGAGCGCCUGGAUUGGGAACUGAAGCCAUUGAACCACCCAAUUGGCGGCUACAGUUCUGUGAGGUCUGGGACACCGGUCUCAGGGACUUUAUUUUGUCUAAUUUUGGUGACCUGGCAACAGGAUACCUACCUUGGGAGAGGGCUAAGCAGUAGAUCAUUCAAGUGUGCUUGCUACUUGGUCAAUGUAACAGUCUACAGGGUAACCAUACAAGGAGCCACAUUCUUUUCAUUGUAUUAUUUUUGGCCUUUUUUGGAAUCUUAUUUUUGCUUCCAAAAGAUUUGCAAUUAAUUGAUUACAGGGUUAUUACACAGAUGUAAAUUGGUAACACCAAGAAAUGAUUCUUUCCCUUUCUGACGA